This is a messenger RNA of Setaria italica (foxtail millet), 1635 nucleotides long. RefSeq lists its product as uncharacterized. The transcript is spliced from 3 exons. Lineage: Eukaryota; Viridiplantae; Streptophyta; Magnoliopsida; Poales; Poaceae. The record is from RefSeq and is a predicted model, not a curated record. The coding region runs from base 302 to 1432 and encodes 376 amino acids.
AGAUCUGGGAAACACAUCCCUUCCGAAUUCCAGCCCCUGGCCUCGUCCGCCGUUUCCAAUCCAAAGUCUCCUUGCUCGCCGCCGGCGCCGGCCUUUCGCCGGACCGCCGCCGCCCCGCCCUAGACCGAACUGGAAGAAAGUAACCGUCCAGGGUGCAUAAAAAGGGCAACUUUUCUACAGCUUGCUCCGGCGUCGCUAUGUUGAGGUGGCUGAUGGUUUUCGAUCAUCAUUGACCGUUUGCAGGACAAAAUCCGUGAUUUGAUCUUAAUAAUUUCAUUUUGCAGUUGGAUCUCAUUGAUUUAUGUGCUUUACAUUCCUUCGGUCCCAGAACAUGGCACAAGCAUGUACUGUUUCGCAUGCUGAGAAUAAACGCAGUCUACCAGCAUGGAUGCUGAAAGCAAGCUCAGGUAAUGAAGUGCCAAAGACAGAAGACCGGAAUAGGCAAGCAUUGGAAUCUAACGUGAAAAUAGGGACUGUGGAUCCAACAAAACCUAUCAAAAGGAAUACAGGAAGGCGGUUAAAAAGUGUGGAUUCAGAGGGUGCUAGUGAACUGGUAGUUUUGCAGUGGUGUCAGGGUAAAGAAAAUGCCAGAAGAAAGAGCAAGGGUGCUGUCCAAGAUGUUGUUGAAGAAAUUAGGGAUGUACCUAUUAAGAAAGGAAGAAAAGUGAGCGAAGGAGCUGCUCCAAAGAAUAACAGGAAACGCAAACUAGAGAAUAUCAAAUCAGAAACAUCAUCACCAGUAUCAGUUGAUGAUGAUGUAGAGCUUACUGUGGAGGACCUCCUGAGCAUAGCUGAAGAGUAUGUAAAUGCUGAUAAACAGAAGCAGCAUGAAUUUGAAGCCAUGAAGACUAACAGACGCAAAGAGAAUUUCUCAUGUCCAACUGAGGCAGGCACAGGAGUAUCAGCAGUCAAUGAUCCACCAAAGAAGGGAUUGUUGCAGUGCACAACAGCCACAAGAAAUACAAGAUCGAGUGAGCAUACAGAGGAGAACAAGAGCCAUCAAGAGCUGCAAUGUUCGUCAAGAUGCGAAACGACAGAAGAUGUUGCUCAGGAUAUGCUAAACCUGUUUCUCGGUCCUCUAUGGAGUAAGCCUGCAGGCUUUUCAAAAAAUUCUGAGCCUGUAGAAUCAAUAACUAGGAAUACGAAUAAUCAUAUGCCAGAGGAGACAGACUGGCAUAGCGAAGUGCAAACGCAGGGGGAACCAGUGAAGAAAUCCAUGCUGACUGCAACUAUAAAUCAUGUGCCAAAGAAGAAAGGCUGUUGUAGCGAAGUGCCACCACAGGGGGAACCAAUGAAGAAAUCAAUGCUGACUGCGACCAUAAAUCAUGUGCCAGAGAAGAAAGACUGGCGUAGCGAACUACCCAAGCUGGGGGAACCUGUGAUAACAAAGAAAAAGAGCAGCUUGAGAGAUAAGGUGGCCUUGUUUCUUUGACUACAUCUGAUGGUUCUGAGCGUGUACAUUGCCUGUAAAUAUGCCCCUAUCCCACGGGAUUUUAUUUCACAUAUAAUUAUAUUCUUUGGUUAAUAAGCUGGCUUCUCGAUAAUGUAAGCCCGACCUCUUGGAUGUAUUGCUCUUCCACGUUUGUUGGGAUGGUAUUCUUAUGUGAGAAUAAAGGAUAUUGGGUCCAUUUUCUG